CACAUACACACUUGUACAACAGGGUGAAGAACGGAGGGAUAAGUACAAUUCUUGGGCUGCCCUGAAAUGAAUAGUUGACCAGUAUUUGCGUCAUGAUUGGAAGCCUUAUAUAUUAUGGGCUCUAUCCUUUAAGUAAACUCCUGACUAAACUCUCAGAACUGUGGUGGAACGAUCGUCCUGUAUUCAUAAAUGGCAAAGGAUUGUGGGAUUGUGAUGGUCCAAGUCCUUACAGAAGGCUUAAUGAGCAGCAGUCUGUCUUGUUGGAUCAGUGGUGCAGCACUGCAAGUGAGCUUUCCGAGACACCUAAAUCCACUCACUGGAAGAGGAGGAACACUAAUGGACUGGUGGAUGGUGAAUCUGUUUUGGAGAUCAUAAAGGGCACAGAAGAGAAGAAUUGUCAGCGGCAGGAUUUGGACGUAGCAAUGUUUCACAAAGAAGGGGAGAAUAUCUAUGUAAAAAAUUCCAUGAAUAUUGAUCCUGAACCUUUAAAUGAGGGAAACAACUCCAAUUUGGUGCUAAAGCUGGAUAGUGACCUUGCUGAGGAACAGGCUGCAGGAACGGGUGGCGAUAUGAACAGAUUACUGCAGGACAGUGAGCAGCUAGAAUCAGCGAUUGCAAGGGAGGCAUCUGCUGCUGCAGCAGGGAUGGCAUUGGUGACGCCAGGUGAAAAGCCAGUAGCGUCAGCUUUAGCAGCAGACGGACGGGUUCCAUUGCACACAAAUUCACAUCUAGUGGCUGCUUUAGGCACUUAUGCAUAUGCUACACUUGAUAAUACAGACCUACCUAAUAAAAUAGAAGGUGGUCAUGAAACCAUGCCACUUGAAAUAACACCAGAGGGUGGUAAUGAGUGGAUACGUUAUGAUUAUACACAACCAGCAGAAGUGACUCGUGUUGGUGCAUUUACACAUGAAAACCAGCUUGGAUUUCAAAUGGACAGAAACACAGGAGAAAUUAAAGACCUUGUCGGUGCUGCUUGUCCUUUGUACAACUUAAGUACUUUACUUGCAGAUAAUCAUGCACAGACCAUCAGUGAUCAAACAUGGGCCCAGUCUGCACCCACAGGUUGGCAUUUUCCAGUGGGACUAGGGCUGUCAGAGGUGACGAACUCUUCCUUAGCACAGUUUCCUAGCAUGAGCUACUACCCUACAGUUCAAGAGAGCAACUGUUUUGAAGUGAUGUGGAGGGUGUGGGAGGACCUGAGUGAAAAUGAUGACGCUACCUUUGCAGACCCAGGCUCCAAGUUCUACUUCACUGUAAUGUCCUACAACAUCCUGGCCCAGGACCUGCUAGAGGCUAACUCAAGGUUGUAUGCACACUGCUCAGAGGAUGUGCUGGCAUGGGAAUACCGCUUUCAAACCUUCCUAAGAGAGCUUCAGACCUGGGAGCCUGAUAUUAUUUGUCUUCAAGAAGUCCAAGAGAAUCACUACCUGGAGCAAAUGCAACCAGCCCUGACUGAGAUGGGCUAUUACUGUGUUUACAAGCGCCGCACUGGCACAAAAACAGACGGCUGUGCGGUGUGUUACAACACCCAGCUCUUCACACAGCUGUCGGUCAGCCUGCUCGAGUUCCAGCGCAAUGACUGUGAACUGCUGGACCGGGACAACGUGGGCAUCGUGCUCCUCCUUCAACCAACUGCAGCACGCAGUGAAGGCCUGACAUUCAGACCCAUCUGUGUAGCCAACACACACCUGCUGUUCAACCCCAGGAGAGGAGAUGUGAAACUGGCUCAGCUCGCUAUAGUGCUGGCUGAAAUUGACAAAGUAACCAAGCAGUGUAAGGUCAAAGGGCACGACUGUGAGGUCAUUCUGUGUGGGGACUUAAACUCCACACCCAACAUGCCUCUGUACGAGCUGAUCAGCACUGGCUGGCUCUACUACCACGGGAUGCCAGCAUGGAUGGUCUCUGGUCAGGAAGACCUGUCCUACAAAACCUAUCACAGGAGGCUGUAUGCGCCAUUGUGGCCCAGCAGCCUGGGCAUCAACGAUAACUGUCAGUACUCUAAUGUCUCUGAGCCUCAUGUCAAAGAAUCAGGGAAACUACAGUACAAUCAUGAUUUCCUGCGGCAGCUGCGUUAUUGCCCGGCAGCUUGUGUGCGUCCUGCUGACUUAGAGCUCAUACCAGGUGUCACCGACAAUAUCCCAAUGCCUGAUGAGAUGCAGCAGUUUGCUCCAAGAAGGUUUAGAAACACUAUAUAUCACAGCUUAAACUUAAGCUCAGUGUACAACCAGAACAUAACAGGAACCACACUCGACGCAGUCACCACACUGCACUCAGACGGAGCCGCCAUGGUCGACUACAUCUUCUUCUCCAGACGAGUUCCGAACGGGGAAAAGGGUCUGAAGUUACUUGGUCGACUUGCUCUGCUGUCCGAGGCAGACCUAUGGUCACAGAAUGGACUUCCAAAUCAAGCUUUUCCAUCUGACCACCUCAGUCUUAUGGCCAAGUUUCAGCUCAGCUGAGUAUUCAAAGCUCAAGCCAGGACAGUGAAUUAGGGGGUUUAAGUUUGCCCUGUAACUAAUGGAAUGCACUGUGGUACAGCUAUUUCUGACUU
Trichomycterus rosablanca is the source of this 2551-nucleotide messenger RNA. Its product is annotated as protein angel homolog 1-like. The record is from RefSeq and is a predicted model, not a curated record. Lineage: Eukaryota; Metazoa; Chordata; Actinopteri; Siluriformes; Trichomycteridae. The coding region runs from base 93 to 2459 and encodes 788 amino acids. Gene Ontology annotation, molecular function: 3'-5'-RNA exonuclease activity. The transcript has 10 exons.